AUGACCAAGCUACUCGUCACGGGCGCAACAGGCUACAUCGGCGGCUCGAUCCUCACCACGCUGCUGCGCGACGCCCACGCCGCCGUCGCCGAGUACGGCGUACUGGUGCGCAACAAGGCCGCCCUCGACACCUUCCAGUCGCGCGGGGUCAAGGCCCACCUAUUCGACGGCCUCGACGACCUCGCCACCAUCGAGGACGUGGCAUCGCAGUACGAUAUCGUCGUCAACACGGCCUCGGCCAGCCAUCCCGAGUCGGCCAAGGCGCUGAUCCGCGGCCUCUCUCGGCGCAGCCGCCCCGCUGGCUCCAACGCCUCGAUCGUCCAUACCUCGGGCACCUCGAUCCUGGGCGACCACGCCGAGGGCCGCAGGCUCGACGAGCGCAUCUUUUCAGACGUCGACGACGACCUGUACGCCUUCGAGGCCGGCCACCCGGAGCCGUACUCGCAGCGCAUCACCGACGUCGCCGUCGUCGAUACGGCCGCCGCGCUCGGCGUGCGCAGCUACAUUGUCGUGCCCCCGACCAUCUACGGCAAGGGCAGCGGGUGGUUCGCCACCAUCUCGCAGCAGAUCCCGCACCUCACCCGCCUCGCCCUCCGGCAGGGGCAGGCCGUGUGCAUCAACGAGGGCCUCUCGGCGUGGAACCACAUCCACAUCGACGACGUGGCCGACUUCUACUCGUUCCUCUUGGCCCGCAUCCUCGCCGACGACGACGCCAGCGUCGGCCACGGCAGGCGAGAGGGCUACUAUUUUGUCCAGGACGGCGAGCACACGUGGUCGGACGUGUCGAGGGCGAUUGGCGCGCAGCUGCACGCGCGCGGGCUGAUCAAGACGCCCGAGCUCAUCCGGCUCGGCUUCAGCUCCAACGCCCGCGCCCGUGACGACCGCGCGCGCGCCCUCGGAUGGUCGCCGCGGCGCCACGACUUUGAAGAGCACUACCAGCAUGAAAUCGCCACCGUUGCCGCCGAGGCCGACUUCUCUUCGCCCUAG
Messenger RNA from Pseudozyma flocculosa PF-1, 987 nucleotides. RefSeq lists its product as uncharacterized. NCBI's taxonomy places the organism in Eukaryota, Fungi, Basidiomycota, Ustilaginomycetes, Ustilaginales, Ustilaginaceae. Bases 1 to 987 code for a protein of 328 amino acids. The record is from RefSeq and is a predicted model, not a curated record. The transcript is spliced from 2 exons.